AUGAAGCAGAGGUUCUCGUCAAUAGAUGUCAAGGUCAUCACGCAGGAGCUGGCCGCGGAGCUGGUCAACCUCCGCGUGUCCAAUAUCUACGACCUAUCCUCACGCAUAUUCCUCUUUAAGCUUGCCAAACCAGACCACCGGCGCCAGCUCAUCGUGGACUCUGGCUUCCGCACGCACGUCACCCAGUACUCCCGCACUGCCGCAACUGCCCCCUCCGCUUUCGUUACCCGCCUGCGCAAGUUCCUGAAGUCGCGUCGCAUUACGGGUGUCUCGCAGAUUGGAACCGACCGCAUCAUUGACAUCUCCUUCAGCGAUGGCGCCUAUCACAUGUUUCUUGAAUUCUUUGCUGGCGGCAACAUCAUCGUCACAGACCGCGAGUACAACAUCAUCGCACUGUUCCGACAGGUCAACGCUGGCGCAGGCGAAGAGGAGGCCAAGCUCGGGCUGAAAUACAACGUGACCAACAAGCAGAAUUACGGCGGUGUCCCUGAUAUCACGGACGAGCGGAUUCGGGCCACGCUGGAGAAGGCGCAGGCCUCGUUCGCGAAGGAGGACACCGCACCCAAGAAGUCGAAGAAGAAGAGCACCGACGUGCUCCGAAAGGCUUUGUCGCAGGGCUUCCCUGAGUAUCCGCCGCUUCUGUUAGACCACGCGUUUGCAGUCCGGGAGGUAGAUUCGACUACAUCUCUAGACCAGGUCUUGGGGAGCCGGGACACAUUUUUGGCAGUGAGGGGCGUUCUGGAGGAGGCGCAACGAGUGUCGAACAGCUUUGACACUAGUGAAAGCCACCCUGGAUAUAUUGUCGCAAAACAAGACCAGCGAAUGUCUGCUCCUGUGGAUGACGAGGGCGCGUCGAAGACACCGAGCCUGUUGUAUGAAGAUUUCCAUCCUUUCAAGCCACGGCAGUUUGAGGGGAAGCCGGGUAUCUCGAUAUUGGAAUUUGAGCGCUUUAACGCGACAGUUGACGAGUACUUCUCGUCUCUAGAAUCGCAGCGCCUGGAGUCACGGUUGACGGAGCGCGAGGAGACAGCGAAGCGAAAGCUUGAGUCUGUGCGAGACGAACACAAAAAGCGGAUCGAAGCUCUCAAUACCGUUCAGGAGCUUCAUAUCCGCAAGGCUGCCGCCAUCCAGGAUAACGUAUACCGGGUCCAGGAGGCGACGGAUGCCGUGAAUGGCCUCGUCGCCCAGGGAAUGGAUUGGGGUGAGAUCGCGCGUUUGAUUGAAAUGGAACAGUCCCGAGGGAACCCGGUGGCGCAGAUCAUCAAGCUGCCUCUCAAGCUGUACGAGAAUACCGUCACCCUUUUACUGGGAGAGGCAAAUGAUGAGGAGGAGGAGGAUGAAGACCUCGCCUCUGGCGAUGAGUCCGACUCUGAAUCUAACUCUGAAACUGAAGAACAGCAGGAGCAGCAGCGUACGGAUGCAACGUCUUCGCAGCUGUCAAUCGAUAUAGAUCUCGGUCUGACGCCGUGGGCAAACGCCUCUCAAUACUAUGAGCAGAAAAAACAGGCCUCCGAAAAACAGCAGAAAACCGUCCAGUCUUCUACGAAGGCGCUAAAGAGUCACGAGAAGAAGGUGACCGCUGACCUGAAGCGAAAUCUAAAACAAGAGAAACAAGUGCUACGACAGGCUCGCGUACCUUUCUGGUUCGAGAAAUUCGUUUUCUUCCUCUCUUCCGAAGGCUACUUAGUUCUUGGUGCCCGCGAUGCCAUGCAAGGCGAGCUCCUAUACCGCCGAUACCUGAAUAAGGGCGACAUCUUCAUCCACGCUGACCUCGAUGGCGCAUUACCUGUCAUUGUGAAAAAUCGAACUGGAAAUCCAAACGCCCCGAUCUCUCCCAGCACGCUCUCUCAAGCAGGCAUCCUCUGCGUGUCCACAUCCACGGCAUGGGACUCCAAAGCUGUCAUGUCCGCCUGGUGGGUUCAUGCCAACCAGGUAUCAAAAACUGCGGAAGUAGGGGGUGGGAUCCUGCCUACCGGUAGUUUCCAGAUCAAAGGCGAAAAGAACUUCUUGGCGCCUUCUCAACUUGUGCUCGGUUUUGCUGUUCUCUUCCAGGUUAGCCAGGACAGUGUGAAGAACCACAAGCAACGUUUUGAGUCGAAUAAUACUCAGGUAGACGCUCCCGCCAUGAACGUCGAUAAUUUGCCUUCAAUGGAGCAGGAGAAGGAGACUCGUGGAGAUGAACCUAUCCCAGUUGUGGAGGAGCCAAAGGAUCAAGAGGAGCAGAAGCCCCACGAUUCCGAGAAUGAGGAGGGAGAUAAUGAAGACCAAGCCCCUGCCGGGAACCCCCUUCAGCAGGGUGAUUCUGGACUUACAGACAGUCACCAACAACAAAUUGACAACAGCGAGCCCGAGUCUAGCGACGAAGAAGAGGGUGCAAAUGAAGCGAAUCCAGGGCAAGAAGAUUUUGAUGCUGAAGAGCAGGUGGAGGAAGAUGCGGUGCAGGAUGCAACCAUUCCAUCCAUUGACCAAAAUACCUCCUCUUUGCAAAAAGAAACACCCCAAUUGACAGACCGGGAACGUCGUGCCCUGCGACAAGGCAAAUCCAUCGACCGGCCAGGCGAGCAGGAACCUGCACCACCCCGCAUACCCCCGACUCGAGGCAAGAAAGGCAAGGAGAAGCGCGCGGCCGCCAAAUAUGCUCAACAAGACGAUGAAGAGCGCGAGCUCGCCCUCCGCCUUCUGGGGUCCAACAAGGGCAAGGCUGCCAAGGCCGCCAAGGCUGCUGAAGCCAAAGUCCAACGUGAACGCGACUUAGAAGCGCAUAAGCAACGUCGUCGGGCACAACACGAGCGAGCUGCCGAAGCGGAACGCAAACGCCAGGCUCUGUUCGCCGAAUCCGGUGCUGACGACUACAAUGACGAAACAGCCGCUGCCGAAGCCGCCGACCUUAGCUGGAUUCCGGCGCUGGUCGGUACGCCGAGCCCCGACGACGAGAUCCUGGCUGCGAUUGCGGUGUGCGCGCCAUGGGGUGCGCUUGGUCGUUAUAAAUACAAGGUCAAGCUGCAGCCGGGUACUGUGAAGAAGGGUAAAGCCGUCAAAGAGAUUAUCGGUCGGUGGGUCCACGAAACUACAACCGGCAAGGUCAAGAAAGAUCAUGCGGAGGAUGCGGGCAUCGCCCGUGCCGAUGCGGAGCGGUUGCGGGCGCGAGAAGGGGAAUUGAUCAAAGGCUGGAAAGACACAGAGAUCAUCAACACUAUGCCCGUGGGUAAAGUCCGUAUUAUGACUCGGGGGGGCUGCUGGUGCAAGUGGCGGCGGUGA
Penicillium macrosclerotiorum is the source of this 3258-nucleotide messenger RNA. RefSeq names its product putative DUF814 domain protein. Gene Ontology annotation, biological process: ribosome-associated ubiquitin-dependent protein catabolic process; rescue of stalled cytosolic ribosome. The transcript is spliced from 4 exons. Bases 1 to 3258 code for a protein of 1085 amino acids. Gene Ontology annotation, molecular function: tRNA binding; ribosomal large subunit binding. Lineage: Eukaryota; Fungi; Ascomycota; Eurotiomycetes; Eurotiales; Aspergillaceae. Gene Ontology annotation, cellular component: RQC complex. The record is from RefSeq and is a predicted model, not a curated record.